GCGCGCCCCGCACCUAUAUAUACUUCCCAGCGCGCCGGCGGAUGCAAGCGCCGCACGCCGAUCGAAAAUUCAGACGCUCACACACUCACUCGCAAGAACGCAGCGCCGGCGACGUACCGGCCUACCGGAAAGCGGAAUCUCCACGACGGAUCCCGCGCGCGAGCAGGGCGGCCUCGGAGGCGGACGCGCCGACAUGGGCCGGAUCCCGUGCUGCGAGAAGGACAACGUGAAGCGCGGGCAGUGGACGCCCGAGGAGGACAACAAGCUGCUCUCCUACAUCACGCAGCACGGCACGCGCAACUGGCGCCUCAUCCCCAAGAACGCCGGGCUGCAGCGCUGCGGGAAGAGUUGCCGGCUGCGGUGGACCAACUACCUGCGGCCCGACCUCAAGCACGGCGAGUUCACUGACGCCGAGGAGCAGACCAUCAUCAAGCUGCACUCCGUCGUCGGCAACAGGUGGUCGGUGAUCGCGGCCCAGCUGCCGGGGCGGACGGACAACGACGUCAAGAACCACUGGAACACCAAGCUCAAGAAGAAGCUGUCCGGGAUGGGCAUCGACCCCGUCACGCACAAGUCUUUCUCGCACCUCAUGGCCGAGAUCGCCACCACGCUCGCCCCGCCGCAGGUGGCGCACCUCGCCGAGGCCGCCCUGGGGUGCUUCAAGGACGAGAUGCUCCACCUCCUCACCAAGAAGCGCCCCACCGACUUCCCCUCGCCCGCCAUACCCGACAUGGCGGCGGGCGCCAGCGGGGGCAUGGCCAUGGGCUCGGGCGCGCUCAUCACGCCCUGCUUCAACGCGCCGCCACAAGCCGACGACACCAUCGAGCGCAUCAAGAUGGGCCUGUCCCGCGCCAUCAUGAGCGAGCCCGCCGCUCCCGCCGCCGACAAGCCGUGGCCAUCGGGCGACAUGUCCGAGGGGCUGGCCGGCAUGUACGCCGCAUUCAACCCUGCGCACGCGACGGAGUUCCGGUACGAAGGGACGGCGUCGGGGUACGUCCUUGGGGGCGACGGCGACCGGGGCACGUCGAUGUGGAGCCACCACAGCAUGUACAGUGGGAGUUCCGGCACCGAGGGGGGCAGGCCAGCAUUGCAGGAAAAAGGCAACGACAGCGUUGGCAGCAGCGGCGGCGACGAUGAGGCGGAAGACGGCAAGGAGGGAGGGAAGGGAGCCUCCGACAUGUCGGGGCUGUUUGGAUCCGAUUGCGUACUCUGGGACUUGCCCGACGAGCUGACGAAUAACAUGUGUGACUAAAUUUACACGGCGAGCUUAGCUAGCAUCAUCGAUGAACGUCAGCUCGCCGGAGAGAAGAAAUCCUAGAGGCUAGAGCCAAACGAUUCUAGAAGCACAUAAAUUUCCGACGGUGCCUGAGAAGAGUUAGAAUAAGACCAUUUUUACGGUACCCUGUACUGCUGAUGAGAGAGGGAGCAGUAUAUUCAAAUCUGGCCAUUGAUUUUCUAA
Molecule: messenger RNA, 1459 nt
Organism: Triticum aestivum (bread wheat)
Lineage: Eukaryota; Viridiplantae; Streptophyta; Magnoliopsida; Poales; Poaceae
Product: transcription factor MYB80
Exons: 3
Coding region: 194-1252 (352 amino acids)
Source: RefSeq, a predicted model, not a curated record